Messenger RNA from Coccinella septempunctata (seven-spotted ladybird), 1731 nucleotides. RefSeq names its product cAMP-dependent protein kinase catalytic subunit alpha-like. Gene Ontology annotation, biological process: peptidyl-serine phosphorylation. The record is from RefSeq and is a predicted model, not a curated record. Lineage: Eukaryota; Metazoa; Arthropoda; Insecta; Coleoptera; Coccinellidae. The transcript has 7 exons. The coding region runs from base 423 to 1541 and encodes 372 amino acids. Gene Ontology annotation, molecular function: ATP binding; cAMP-dependent protein kinase activity. Gene Ontology annotation, cellular component: cAMP-dependent protein kinase complex; nucleus.
UGUGUGCUAUGCUAGGGAAAAACCACGUGAAAACCGAUUUUCACGGCUGAAAGUACUAAGCUACUCAAAAUAGCUCGUUAACAUGUCCAAAACGUGCUUAUCCAUCGAUUCAGAGGCACUCGACUAUAUAUGAAUCGAUCAUAAAUGAUGUGUGAACAAGGGCCUGGAACAUAUUCAUUCUAUUGGGGUGUUAGGAUGUUCGCUUAUUGAUCAUUCACCAAGUGACUGAUCUCCUGAAACCCUAUUCAACAAGUAGUCUUCGUAUGUUGUAGGAACAGUUCGGAAAUGUUUUUCGCGCGCUCUUGAAAACUCGCAGGUUUUUGUUUCGAAAUGAGUGCCACUUAUUUGAUGACAGUGAGAAAAUGACGUUCGGAACCCUUUUCUUGUAUGAAAUAUUGCUGAGGGAGGUGUGACCAAAUAAAAUGAUCACAAUGAAGAAACAAGUAAUAGAAGAUGAAGCCUCUGCGAAAGAGAAGCAGGACAUCAAAGCAAUCGAAAAUGCCAAAAAAAUGAAAAAUCAGGAGAAUGAGUACCAAGAAUUGCUAGAAAAGAUGCGACUCGACUUUUACGCUAUAUAUGGGAAGAAAAAGGACACCCUUAGUUCUUUGAACGAUUUUGAGAACAUGAGGACUUUGGGGGGUGGUUCAUUCGGAGUUGUCAUUCUUGUUAAGAACAUAAGCAGCGGUGAGUUCUAUGCGAUGAAAGUUCUUGAUAAACGCCGCAUCGUGAAACUGAAACAGGUGGACCAUACUUUAUAUGAGAAAAAUAUUUUGGCAGCAGUUAAAUUCCCUUUUCUUGUGAACUUGGAAUUUUUCUACAAGGAUAACAGUUAUUUAUAUUUCAUCAUGCCGUUCGUCAAUGGUGGUGAACUUUUCAGUCAUCUAAGGAGGUUAAAACGAUUCGACGAACCUAUGUCGAAGUUUUAUGCCUCACAAGUAGUAUUAGGGCUAGAAUACCUCCACAACUUGGACAUCAUUUACAGGGAUCUGAAACCAGAGAAUAUACUUUUAGAUAAUAAGGGAUAUGUCAGGCUGGCCGAUUUAGGAUUUUGUAAGAUCGUAAGAGGAAGAACGUGGACGUUAUGUGGCACACCGGAAUAUCUUGCUCCGGAAAUCAUUCUCAGCAAGGGCUACAGUAAAUCCGUAGACUGGUGGGCUUUCGGCAUCUUCAUAUUCGAGUUGAACGCCGGCUUACCACCGUUCAAUUCGAUGGAUCCCAUGCGGUUGUACGAGAAGAUUGUGGCUUGCAAAUAUAAGUUUCCGCCCCAUUUUUCCAGCGAGUUGAAGGACCUGGUGAAGAAUAUUCUGCAGGUUGAUCUGACCAGAAGAUACGGCAAUUUGAAAGCAGGAGUACAAGAUAUAAAAAACCACCGAUGGUUCCGUGACAUAAACUGGAUGAACAUCUACCAGCGUAAAGUAGUUCCUAGCUACAAGCCGAUAGUUAAAACAACUGGAGAUGCGUCUAAUUUCGAACAACAGGAUGAGACCAAUCUUCAGAUAGCCGCAGAAGAACUGUAUCCAAAUGAAUUCAAGGCAUUCUGAUAGUUUCACAAAUACCAUUGUUGUAUUAAGGAUUCAAGUUCCAUGAUAAGCGAAACAUUUUCUUCGUUGGCGAAAAAGUUGUCUAAUUAAUUGGGAAACUUUUUUUUUGGUGUACCUCCAUUGAUCACUGUGGAACUUAGUUAUUUCCACAUUAUUGUAUUCGUUGGUUUUAUAAUAAAGUCUUAUUCUU